GGGAGAGCGGAUAUAGUUGAAUGCGGGGUCCAGGGAGAGCGGAUAUAGUGAAUGCAGGGUGUCCGGGGAGAGCGGAUAUAGUGAAUGCGGGGAGAGCGAUAUAGUGAAUGCGGGGUCCGGGGAGAGCGGAUAUAGUGAAUGCGGGGUCCGGGGAGAGCGUAUAUAGUGAAUGCGGGUCCGGGAGAAGCGGCAUAAUAGUGAAUGCAGGUCCCAGGGAGAGGCGGAAUAGUGAAUGCGGGUCCCGGGGAGAGCGGAUAUAGUGAAUGCAGGGGUCCGGGGAGAGCGGAUCUAGUGAAUGCAGGGUCCUGGGAGACGAUAUAGUGAAUGCGGUCCGGGGGAGCGAUAAAGAUGACUGCGGGUCCGGGGAGA
Molecule: messenger RNA, 369 nt
Organism: Staurois parvus
Lineage: Eukaryota; Metazoa; Chordata; Amphibia; Anura; Ranidae
Source: the annotation of a GenBank genome assembly